This is a messenger RNA of Echinostoma caproni, 438 nucleotides long. NCBI's taxonomy places the organism in Eukaryota, Metazoa, Platyhelminthes, Trematoda, Plagiorchiida, Echinostomatidae. The record is from the annotation of a GenBank genome assembly.
AUGUUAGUAGACAAUCAUCUGAACACCGAUAAUGAGAGUGAUAAUAAAACUGAAGGCUCCAAAUCAACAUUCCGCAAGCGUGUGAGGCACCGGACGUACACAUAUGGGAUUCAACAGAAUUUUCUCGUGAGAGACAUAAUCCUCUGUCACUGGUCUACUCUAGGUUUGAAAAUUCGAGGUGGAAAACCAAACCGCGCCGGACGUCUCUGUGCCUAUGUCACCCGGGUAAAACCGGGCAGUCCUGCGGAUGUGGUCGGACAACUUCGAGCUGGCGACGAGGUGCUCGAGUGGAGCGGUCAGUCAUUGCGCGACUGUACGGCAGAUGAGGUGAGCCGUAUUGUUCAUCAGUCGAAGGCAGAUGCCCAAGUCGAGCUGAUCGUGCAACGAUUUAAUUUUGUAAAUACGGAUCAUUCCAUUAAUUAUCCAGUGUCUUCGUGA